Molecule: messenger RNA, 2476 nt
Organism: Corylus avellana
Lineage: Eukaryota; Viridiplantae; Streptophyta; Magnoliopsida; Fagales; Betulaceae
Source: RefSeq, a predicted model, not a curated record
GACCUUUCAUAUAUAUAUAUAUAUAUAUAUAGCUAGCUAGGGUACGUAUAUGAACCUAUCUAGCUAGCGAUAUAUAGCUGUUAAGUAUAUAUAUAUUAUAGGGUAAAAUGGUAAAUACACCUUUCAUGGACUAUCAAAAAAUCAAGUGAUAUAAGAGGCACUUUUUAUUUAUUUCUUUUUAAAAAUUAAAUAGUUAAUUAGUAGCUAGCUAGGUUUUAUAAAACUUAACUACCAAUUAAAUAAUUAAGUACUUACCAUAUAUAAUUAGCCGUGUUUUAAUUAUGGUAAUUACUAUAAUUAAAAACCGGACUAAUUAUGGUAAACUAAAUAAUUAACUUACCGUAACUAUAGUAGCUUACCAUAAUUAAUUAGCUAGGUUAAAAACAUAUAUAGCUAUUUAUGGUAAUUAAGUUAGGUAAUUAUUUUAAUUAAUCAGCCAUUUUCUGACGUGCCACAUGUGAUACGUCAGAAUUUAUUGACGUGCCACAUGUGGCGCAUCAGCCUUUUUCUGACAUGCCACAUGUGGCACGUGAGCCCUUUUCUGACGUGCUACAUGUGGCACGUUAGAAAUUCUUGACAUGUCGCAUGUUGACACGUCAAGAAUUUAGAUCUGGCCACGGAUCCCCAUGCCAGCUUCUUUUCUUUUCUUUUCCCUCUUCUUUCUUCCUCCUCCUGGGCACAGCUCGCACAGCUCCUCCCAUUGUCAACGAUUUUUUUCACUGCUGACCACCCAUUCCUCCGCCAUCGCCGCACAUAUCCCCAGCUCCAUCUCACAGUACUCACUCGCUCACUCUCUCACCCGCUCUAGCUCGCUCUCUCUCUCUCUCUAACGGCCAAAUGCCGUACAUCUCCGUUCGUCCUCGCCGUCGCUGUCUUCGUCUUUGGCGGUUCCCCGGCCUUAGUUUCUCCAUCUCCGACCGCAGCUUCUCUGCCGAUUGGCGAAAAAAUGGACAAGAGUUGGAUGACAAAGUCUAGAGGUACGAGAGAAUACAGAGAUGGGUGUAAAUUGUUCGUAGAGUUUGCAGUUAGUAACUGUAGAACCCCUGAUGGAUUCAUCUAUUGCCCUUGUAAGAUUUGUAGAAAUAACCGGCGCCACCCACCAGGUUUCGUAUUCGACCACUUGACAGGGGGUAAAGGAGUAAUGCCAGAAUACACACUCUGGUACUAUCACGGUGAAAAGCAUGUACAGGGUCCUGGUACAGGCUCUAAUUCGAAUCGUCCGGCCGCAGAUGCGAAUGCAAGCGCAAAUCAAGUUAUGAGGUUUAGCGCUAUGAGGUUUAGACAAAUAACCAGUAAGAUUGUAAGGAGCGGAAAUUAUGUCCGAAUACGGGACGACUGGACGAAGGUACCGGAGUGUACGAAGGAGGAUAUAUGGGACGCUUUGAUGGUAGACUUUUUCGUCCCGCCCGAAUGCAAUAUGGUUGCCAUAAAGAAGAAUGCAUUUCGAGAUAUUGGCACCGAGCUGAGGACUUGGAGGCACGAGUUAAAAAAAGAUCUUGCCAUUCAGCCGGACGAUACUCCGGACACCGUACGGGCGAGAGUGGGGCAAGAAAGGCUCUCCGAGUACGACCCCUUCGACUUGGAGAUCUUGUUAGAUAAAUGGUGUAGCAAGAAGAACCAGGAGUAUGCUGCGCAUAUGAAGAGCUUGCGAGCAUUGAACAAUACGCCCCAUUGCACUGGGUCAAAGAGCUAUGCUAGGGUAACACAUGAGGACGAGAGGAUGGAGGAGCUUAUACCCACUGACCCUGCAGCAUCGUCGAGCGUGACAGAGAGGACGGUACGAUGGGCGUCGAACAACGCGUACGCCCAAGCGAUUGGAAAUAAACCUGAGUACGCUGGUAGGGUUCGGCAGGUUGGACCGAAUGUUCUACCUGUGCGGGGCACCAUACACUCAUACUAUACACCGUCACAGGCACGGUCACAGAACACUAGGCACUUUGCGGUCUCACAAGAACUUCUUGACAAAGCACUUGAGGCGGAGAGGGCACACUACAAGGCACAGUUAGAAGCGCGGUUGGCCGCAGAGCGGGAGCAGAUAGUUGCGCGAGUAGCUCUGCAAGUGGUUGCGAAUCUUGCGGAAAAAAAAGCUCAGAUGACAGCAAUGUUUGAGGCCCGUUUGCGCCGGCUCGAGGAAAUGAUGUGGUCGAGCUCCGCGCCCGAGGUGGCUCAUUACAAGGGAGCGCUAGACAUAGCUUCCCCACCCUUUGCGAUUGUGACAUCGUCGGUCGAUAGUGGAUCAGCUAGUGGCUAUCAUGGAGAGGAUGCUAUUGAUAUCGAUGACUUAGAUUGAACAAAUGGUUGACCAUUCACACUUGGUGUACAUAAGUUAUUUUGUUGAUGUAAUUGUAUUUGCGAUAGUUUUCUUGAUGUAGUUAGAUAUAUAUGAUAUCAGAGAUAGUUUUAUUGGUGUAUAUGUCUUUAUUUGUGAUUGGUGUAUAGUUUUAUUGUGUUUUGAAGCUGGUUUUGGUUGAUAGUU